This is a messenger RNA of Anoplophora glabripennis (Asian longhorned beetle), 474 nucleotides long. Its product is annotated as venom dipeptidyl peptidase 4-like. The transcript has 2 exons. Gene Ontology annotation, molecular function: serine-type peptidase activity; dipeptidyl-peptidase activity. Gene Ontology annotation, biological process: proteolysis. The coding region runs from base 31 to 354 and encodes 107 amino acids. Lineage: Eukaryota; Metazoa; Arthropoda; Insecta; Coleoptera; Cerambycidae. The record is from RefSeq and is a predicted model, not a curated record.
AUUUUAGAUACAAUUUAUACAGAAAGAUACAUGGGUCUUCCGACCCCAGAAGACAAUGAAAUCGGAUAUAACAACACAGAUGUAACUAGGGAAGCGGAAGCCUUUAGAGGAAGGCGGUAUUUCAUAAUUCACGGCAAUGCUGAUGAUAACGUUCACUACCAAAACGCCAUGGCAUUGGUAAAGGCCCUCGAACAUGCAGAUGUCGAUUUCCGACAGCAGAGUUAUCCAGAUGAGAAUCAUUCCUUAACAUAUGUGAGCAGGCAUCUUUAUCACACAAUAGAUAAAUUUUUUGCCAGAUGUUUCGAUAUUGAAGAUCCUCCGUUUACAGUAUGGCACAAAAAGGAGAGCUUCUAGUCAUAUAAACAGUACAAAGAAGUGCAAUUGUGAUUUCAACAAAAGAAAUUAUCAGUAAUUUAUAAAAUAUUUUUGUUAAAUAGUGUUAUAAAAACAAAUAAAAUGUAAUAGAUAAUUUUA